AUGGCCUCGCUGGACCUGCCCUACCGCUGUCCACGCUGCGGGGAGCACAAGCGCUUCAGGAGCCUGUCGUCGCUGCGUGCGCACCUGGAGUACAGCCACACCUAUGAGACGCUCUACAUCCUCUCCAAGACCAACAGCAUCUGCGAUGGGGCCGCCGCUGGUUUCUCGCUGGCGCCAGAGCCUGCCGCCCUGCUGGCGGUGCCGGGUGCGCGGCGAGAGGUCUUCGAGAGCACUUCGUUCCAGGGCAAGGAGCAGGCGGCCGGGCCCGCGACGCCGCAUCUGCUGCACCACCACCACCAUCACGCGCCCCUCGCCCACUUCCCCGGCGACCUGGUGCCCGCCAGCCUGCCCUGCGAGGAGCUGGCCGAGCCGGGCCUGGUGCCUGCGGCCGCUGCGCGCUAUGCGCUGCGUGAGAUCGAGAUUCCGCUCGGCGAGCUGUUUGCGCGCAAGUCCGUGGCUUCCUCGGCCUGCUCCACGCCGCCGCCCGGGCCUGGCCCUGGCCCCUGCGCGGGGCCCGCCUCGGCCUCGCCCGCGUCUCCAUCCCCCGCCGAUGUGGCCUACGAGGAGGGUCUGGCGCGCCUCAAGAUCCGCGCGCUGGAGAAGCUGGAGGUGGACCGGCGCCUGGAGCGGCUGAGCGAGGAGGUGGAGCAGAAGAUCGCGGGUCAGGUGGGCCGCCUGCAGGCCGAGCUGGAGCGCAAGGCGGCCGAGCUGGAGACUGCGCGCCAGGAGAGCGCACGGCUGGGGCGGGAGAAGGAGGAGCUGGAGGAGCGCGCAUCGGAGCUGUCCCGCCAAGUGGACGUAAGCGUGGAGCUGUUGGCCUCGCUCAAGCAGGACCUGGUGCACAAGGAGCAGGAGCUGACGCGCAAACAGCAGGAGGUGGUGCAGAUCGACCAGUUCCUGAAGGAGACAGCGGCGCGUGAGGCCAGUGCCAAGCUCCGGCUGCAGCAGUUCAUCGAGGAGCUGCUGGAAAGGGCAGACCGGGCUGAACGGCAGCUGCAGGUCAUCAGCAGUAGCUGCGGCAGCACACCCAGUGCCAGCCUGGGCCGUGGGGGCGGGGGUGCUGGGCCUGCCCCCCGGGGCCCUGGCCGCAUGCGAGAGCACCACGCGGGCCCGGCUGUGCCGAGCACGUAUGCGGUGUCACGGCAUGGCUCCUCGCCCAGCACAGGGGCCUCCAGCCGUGUGCCAGCCGCAUCCCAGAGCUCAGGCUGCUAUGACAGUGACAGUCUGGAGUUGCCGCGCCCAGAAGAAGGGACUCCUGAGGACAGUGGCCCUGGAGCCCUGGGUGCCCGGGCCCAGGGUGCCACCACCGGAUCAGAGCGGUCUCAACCCCCACGCAGCUCAGGCCUGCGGCGCCAGGCCAUCCAGAACUGGCAGCGCAGACCCCGCCGGCAUAGCACAGAGGGCGAGGAGGGUGAUGUCUCAGAUGUGGGCUCACGCACCACUGAGUCAGAGGCUGAGGGGUCCUCGGAUGCCCCCCGCCCUGGACCUGCUGGGCCCCUGAGCAGCUGCCGACUGUCGGCCCGCUCUGAGGGAGGUAGUGGAAGGGGCCAGCGGGCCGAGCGGGGCAGCCCCUCCCGCUCCAACGAGGUCAUCAGCCCCGAGAUCCUCAAGAUGCGAGCAGCCCUAUUCUGCAUCUUCACCUACCUGGACACGCGCACUCUGCUGCACGCUGCGGAAGUCUGCCGGGACUGGCGCUUCGUGGCUCGCCACCCGGCCGUUUGGACGCGUGUGCUGCUGGAGAACGCGCGGGUCUGCUCCAAGUUUCUGGCCAUGUUGGCCCAGUGGUGCACCCAGGCCCACUCACUCACCCUGCAGAACUUGAAGCCGCGGCAGAGGGGCAAGAAGGAGAGCAAGGAGGAGUAUGCCAGGAGCACGAGGGGUUGUCUGGAAGCGGGACUGGAGUCGCUGCUGAAGGCCGCUGGGGGCAACUUGCUCAUCCUGCGUAUCUCCCACUGCCCCAACAUCCUCACUGACCGCUCGCUCUGGCUGGCCAGCUGCUACUGCCGCGCCCUGCAGGCCGUCACCUACAGGAGUGCCACCGACCCUGUGGGCCAUGAGGUCAUUUGGGCCCUGGGUGCAGGCUGCAGAGAGAUCGUCUCCCUCCAGGUGGCGCCACUCCAUCCCUGCCAGCAGCCCACGCGCUUCAGCAACCGGUGCCUACAGAUGAUUGGUCGCUGCUGGCCCCACCUCCGGGCCUUGGGGGUCGGGGGCGCUGGCUGUGGGGUGCAGGGCCUGGCAUCACUGGCGAGGAACUGCAUGCGGCUGCAGGUGCUGGAGCUGGACCAUGUGUCGGAGAUCACCCAGGAGGUGGCGGCUGAGGUCUGCCGGGAAGGCCUGAAGGGACUGGAGAUGCUGGUGCUCACUGCCACCCCCGUGACGCCCAAGGCCCUGCUGCACUUCAACAGCAUCUGCCGGAACCUCAAGUCCAUCGUGGUCCAGAUUGGGAUUGCAGAUUACUUUAAAGAGCCCAGCAGUCCCGAGGCCCAGAAGUUGUUUGAGGACAUGGUGACAAAACUCCAGGCCCUGCGGCGGAGACCUGGUUUCUCCAAGAUCUUGCACGUCAAGGUGGAUGGCGGCUGCUAACCCGGGUUGGGGGGCAGCAGGGCCCCCGCCAG
Messenger RNA from Elephantulus edwardii (Cape elephant shrew), 2615 nucleotides. RefSeq names its product F-box protein 41 (gene FBXO41). Lineage: Eukaryota; Metazoa; Chordata; Mammalia; Macroscelidea; Macroscelididae. The record is from RefSeq and is a predicted model, not a curated record. The transcript is spliced from 12 exons. Gene Ontology annotation, molecular function: protein binding. The coding region runs from base 1 to 2583 and encodes 860 amino acids.